AGGAGGCGUGGCUCCGGCUCCGGGCCGGAAGCAGGAGGCUGCAGAGGCGGGCCGGCUGGCGUCCCCUUUCCGGCCGGUCCCCAUGGAGGCGCUGGGGAAGCUGAAGCAGUUCGAUGCCUACCCCAAGACUCUGGAGGACUUCCGGGUCAAGACCUGCGGGGGCGCCACGGUGACCAUCGUCAGUGGCCUUCUCAUGCUGCUACUGUUCCUGUCGGAGCUGCAGUAUUACCUCACCACUGAGGUGCAUCCUGAGCUCUACGUGGACAAGUCACGGGGAGAUAAACUGAAGAUCAACAUCGAUGUACUCUUCCCACACAUGCCUUGUGCCUAUUUGAGCAUCGAUGCCAUGGAUGUGGCUGGGGAACAGCAGCUGGAUGUGGAGCACAACCUCUUCAAGCAAAGACUAGACAAGGAUGGCAUUCCCGUGAGCUCAGAGGCUGAGCGGCAUGAGCUCGGGAAAGUUGAGAUGAUGGUGUUUGACCCGGAUUCCCUGGACCCCGAUCGCUGUGAGAGCUGCUAUGGUGCUGAGUCAGAAGACAUCAAGUGCUGUAACACCUGUGAAGAUGUGCGGGAGGCGUAUCGCCGUCGAGGCUGGGCCUUUAAGAACCCAGACACUAUUGAGCAGUGCCGGCGAGAGGGCUUCAGCCAGAAGAUGCAGGAGCAGAAGAAUGAAGGCUGCCAGGUGUAUGGCUUCUUAGAAGUCAAUAAGGUUGCCGGAAACUUCCACUUUGCCCCUGGGAAGAGCUUCCAGCAGUCCCAUGUACAUGUACAUGCUGUGGAGAUCCAUGACUUGCAGAGCUUUGGCCUUGACAACAUCAACAUGACCCACUACAUCCAGCAUCUAUCAUUCGGGCAGGACUACCCAGGCAUUGUCAACCCCCUGGACCACACCAACGUCACUGCACCCCAAGCUUCCAUGAUGUUCCAGUACUUUGUGAAGGUGGUACCCACAGUGUACAUGAAAGUAGAUGGGGAGGUGCUGAGGACAAAUCAGUUCUCUGUGACCAGACAUGAGAAGGUCGCGAAUGGGCUUCUGGGUGACCAGGGGCUCCCUGGAGUCUUCGUGCUGUACGAGCUCUCACCUAUGAUGGUGAAGCUGACAGAGAAGCACAGGUCCUUCACCCACUUCCUGACAGGCGUGUGUGCCAUCAUUGGGGGCAUGUUCACAGUGGCUGGACUCAUCGAUUCACUCAUCUACCACUCAGCCCGAGCCAUCCAGAAGAAAAUUGACCUAGGGAAGACGACGUAGUCAUUCUCUACCCAAUUGAUUAUUCCUCCCUCUUUCUCCUGUUUCUCCGGCCUGUGAUCAUAGCCGCCAGUCUCUCCCACCCACACAGCCCUCACCUAAUAUUCAUCCCCAUCCCCAGGUUGAUAAAUAUUGAUUGUGAUAGUA
Messenger RNA from Ictidomys tridecemlineatus (thirteen-lined ground squirrel), 1393 nucleotides. Lineage: Eukaryota; Metazoa; Chordata; Mammalia; Rodentia; Sciuridae. The record is from RefSeq and is a predicted model, not a curated record.